CUUUCAAUUCCUCUUUUGCCACUAAUUCCUGUAACAACUUCUAAUUGAAUAAUUGCUAGGCCGGUUGAUUCUCUUCUAGUUUCAAUAUAUUGUCCUAGAUUUUGGUCCUCUUAUACUUUUUCUCACCUAAUUGCCAAUAGCGACGGCAAGGAAAAAGGGAAUCAACCAGCUAAACCAGCAAAAACCGCUCUCCCGAAUUUGCCCGCAAUGGCAGCUCUUCGCUCUACCUCAUCACGGCUGUUCGCCGCCGCUGCCUCGUCGCGGCCCGCCGUGUUCCCGUCCGUGUUCGUACGAUCGAUGGCUUCAUUAGGUGACGCCACGGUCCAGGCGAAUCCGAAAAGCAGCACCGACUCCCGCAUGAAAUCGUUCCAAAUCUACCGAUGGAACCCUGACACUCCGACCGAGAAGCCGAGGAUGCAGACGUACACGCUGGACCUAAACAAGACGGGACCCAUGGUCCUCGAUGCUUUGGUCAGGAUCAAGAACGAGCUAGACCCCACGUUGACCUUCCGCAGAAGCUGCCGAGAAGGUAUCUGCGGCAGCUGUGCGAUGAACAUCAACGGGACGAAUACCUUGGCUUGCUUGUGCCGUAUACCCACGGAAACCAGCGCUGAGAUGAAGAUCUACCCGCUACCCCACACAUACGUCGUCAAGGACCUCGUCCCAGACUUGACACACUUCUACAAGCAGUACAAAUCGAUCAAGCCUUACCUACAGCGGGAUACCCCCUCCCCAGAUGGCAAAGAAUACCGACAGAGCAAGGCUGAGCGCCGAAAGCUAGACGGUCUAUACGAGUGCAUUCUGUGCGCGUGUUGCUCGACGUCGUGCCCCUCAUACUGGUGGAACGCCGAGGAGUACCUAGGACCCGCCAUCCUCCUACAAUCGUACCGCUGGCUAGCCGACUCUCGCGACGAGCGCAAGGCAGAGCGCAAGGCCGCGCUCGACAACUCGAUGAGCCUGUACCGAUGCCACACCAUCCUCAACUGCACGCGGACCUGCCCCAAGGGUCUGAACCCGGGUCUGGCGAUUGCCGAGAUCAAGAAGGAGAUGAGCUUUUAAGCUAAGCUAAGCGAGGUAUAGAGAAGUACGAAACGGGAUGAGGUUGGAAAAGCGAGGAGAGAGGCAACUGUAUAAAGCUGGGCGACGGGAUAUGUAUGCUCAGGGGCCUGUUCUGUCCGGCGCCGGUGGCGGCGGUUUUAUAACGUCGUUAGCCGUGUUCCUUUUGUCUGGGAGCAUGAUUGGAGUUGCGAGUCUC
This is a messenger RNA of Daldinia decipiens, 1255 nucleotides long. Its product is annotated as succinate dehydrogenase ubiquinone iron-sulfur protein-like protein. Gene Ontology annotation, biological process: aerobic respiration; tricarboxylic acid cycle; respiratory electron transport chain. The transcript is spliced from 4 exons. Gene Ontology annotation, cellular component: mitochondrial membrane. The record is from RefSeq and is a predicted model, not a curated record. The coding region runs from base 208 to 1059 and encodes 283 amino acids. Lineage: Eukaryota; Fungi; Ascomycota; Sordariomycetes; Xylariales; Hypoxylaceae. Gene Ontology annotation, molecular function: 2 iron, 2 sulfur cluster binding; electron transfer activity.